ACGACCUGACCCCUGAGGCGCUCAGUGAGAAGAGGCACUUCAACGUGAAAGGGGGCCGGGAACUUUCUUUCCACUGUCGCUGAUAUAACUGUAAGACUGGAAUUACUCAGCAUUGUUAAACACCCUGUACGGUGAAGCUUUAACCCGCUUCUGAAGGAGACGCAAACCUGCCGCUCUGACGUCGACCUUUACCAGCGGAAAGCCGUUAGCUCUGGUUGCUAACGUCAGCUAGCCAAGUUAGCUUCGGUUUUCCACGCAGCUGACCUCCACCACAACACACAGACUACACUAGGUCGGGGGUCGUUCCCCCCCCCCCUCAUCCCCACUCUGUUUUCUUCACGUCCCCCGUGUUGGUGACCAGUGGACGGUUCCCGAAUAUGAUCCAGAAUGAGUCAAAGAGACACCUUAGUUCAUCUGUUUGCUGGAGGAUGUGGGGGCACGGUAGGAGCCAUAUUGACCUGUCCACUGGAAGUAGUGAAGACUCGUCUACAGUCAUCCACCAUCACCCUCUAUGUGUCUGAGGUCCAGCUCAGUACUGUCAACGGGCCAAGUGUUGCCCGCAUGUCCCCGCCAGGCCCCCUGCACUGUCUCAAGUUGAUAUUGGAGAAGGAAGGACCUCGUUCUCUAUUCAGGGGCUUGGGACCAAACUUGGUGGGCGUGGCACCUUCCAGAGCUAUCUACUUUGCUGCGUACUCCAUGGCCAAAGAGAGACUGAACGGAGUGUUCGAACCUGAUUCCACACAGGUACACAUGGUGUCGGCUGGAAUGGCAGGCUUCACGGCAAUCACGGCUACAAAUCCAAUAUGGCUCAUAAAGACUCGUCUGCAGCUGGAUGCAAGGAAUCGAGGUGAGCGAAGGAUGAGUGCGUUUGAGUGCGUGCGGCGUGUGUACCAGGCAGAUGGCCUGCGAGGCUUCUAUAGGGGUAUGUCCGCUUCCUACGCCGGUAUCUCAGAGACUGUGAUCCACUUUGUGAUCUAUGAAAACAUCAAACGGCGCCUCUUGGAGGCCAAGGCAACGCAGAACAUGGAGGAGGAGGAGGAGGCGUCGAGAGAUGCUUCAGACUUUGUCGGUAUGAUGCUCGCUGCUGCCACCUCCAAGACCUGUGCCACAUCUAUCGCUUAUCCUCAUGAAGUGAUCCGCACCAGGCUACGGGAGGAGGGCACCAAGUAUAACUCAUUCUUCCAGACUCUAAGAACAGUGCCCAAAGAGGAGGGCUACCGCGCCCUCUACCGCGGCCUCACCACCCACCUGGUACGACAGAUCCCCAACACCGCCAUCAUGAUGUGCACCUACGAGCUGGUGGUCUACCUCCUGAACGGUUAAAGUCCCCGCUGCCCACCUUCUGAGACUGUAAAUGUUGCCCUGCCCUUGUUCGGAGACCGGAAAAAAAAUAGAAUGAGAGUGCCGCAGUCAGCACGACAACCUGCUCAGCAGAAGAAGACCGAGACUGCUCCGUGACCUCCGUCUAAAGACGAGAGGGGUUGUUGAAACUAAGUUGGCAGUUUUGUUUUAAAACCAAAGGAUCUGACACGGAGAGGAGGAUUGAAAAAGUCCCUCUCUUUGGUUUGGGGAUCAGCAGUGGCACAGAAAUGGUUGCCCUAUUUCCAAUUUAAUUCCAUCCUCGUCUCCCUUGGGUUAUGUUUAUUUCUGCUUCUGGACGCUCCGAUUCAGAGCGCUGAAGACAGAACCGAAGUUAACGUAUACUCUGCCUCUAACAAUACUAAUAAUUAGAGGGAAAUACAAUAAUUCCAGUUCUUAUAACCUACGACUUAAGGCCCCCCCCCCCCCCCAGUCUGAGACUUCUCUUCCAUGCUGACGAUCAGGUUUGAAAAUCUGUUAUUAGUAUCAUGCAAUAUUCCCUGCAUCCCUCUAGAGGACCAGAAGAGAUAGGAACAAGCCCAGGUAUCUGAUGCAGCCUCUCAAGUUAGGGCGCCGCGGUCAGUGCUGGAGGCUUGUUUAACGAGGAUGAAUGGAAGGGUGGCGAGGAACGUGCCUUGUGUCAAAAAGUGAUGCAGACUAAGACGCACCACGCCUGCAGGAGGAGGAGGAGGAGCUCUGUGGAGAUGUAGAGUCGUACACUGGUACUGUGCACAUGCAGGCGCCGCCCCCCCCCCCCCCCCCCCGUAGUAAAUGUUUUGACAUAUCGAGAACAUAAACACACUGACCUUAAGGUCGUCAGCUACCCGAGUAAGCGUCAGGGUUUCCAUGCAACGCAGGAAUGCAUUAAUGAAAUCUACCAGAGUGAGAUCUGCUAAUGUUGUCUUUUCUAAAAUCAUCCUGACCCCCCCCCCCCUCCCAAACUAAACCAGAAUAUAAUCCACCAUUUUGAACUACUGGAAUGUAUAUAAUGAAGAGGAGCCUCUGUGUAACACUGACCUAUGUUGUUGUGAACUGAAAGUAAAUAACACAUUUUAACAAACGAAGAGAUAUAUAUAAAAAAAUAUUCCUACAAAACGUGAUUGUGCUGCACUCGUCUGACCUGUGACGGCAACAUGCAAACGUGUUGUGCAUCCUCUUUGAAAGAGUUCUUAAAGCACUUUUCUUUGUCUUUCUUCGACGUCCUCAUCUCGCCCCGCCCCCUCACUUUGAGAAUCCAGGCUAGUUUUACAGGCAAGGACAAUCCUCCUGAGUUUACUCUGGAAAUCAGACGGUGUGGAGGGAUUUUCCAGGAACAUGCUCUUCAUAGGUGCACACUAAUAAAAAUACAGACCAGUAAACUCAAAUGUGAUUCUUUGUUGAUUCCCCCCUCGCCCCCUUGUUGUUAAAAAAAACAAAAAACGAGUAACUGCAUUUCAACAUGUUUGAAAACUAUUUGUUUCUUCACUCUUGGACGUCCUUGUCUUUGAAGAGAAAAGUCCUCGUUCUCUGUCAUGUUUCAAACGAGUACAAAAGACAAACAGUGUUCUGCUUUCACCUCAUUCAUCUUAGAAACUGCAGAAGUAACUUCUCUUCUGUUAUCACGCCACACAGACACACACAGCGGGUUGAUGACCGUGUGCAAUGUCACCACAAACUGAAAACUUGACGGGCAUGGGCUAGACCCCCUUGCUUACACGAAUGACCAUCUCACAGCGUUUACUGCUGCUUGCCGUCAUCAUGUGAUUCAUCUCACAUUGAUAACAAACACUUCACUGCUCAAUAGGCCGGUGCUGUGUGCAGAGCAGUAAGCAUGCUGAUGUUUGGGUCAGCUUAUCACGAGGCGCUGCAGAAGUAAACUUUGGCGCCCAAAACAGCCUCGGUUGCUUUCCCCCACUGGAAUGAUGAAGAAAUCCUGUGAACACGUUGUCAGUCUGACGGCAGAUUGUGGGACGCUUUAGAUCAGAAGCAUGGUGUGAUGAUGAAAUGUCAGAUGGAUUAUCUCCCACACACGGUACCAUCAGCAUCCUCUGCUUGUAGUGAGAGUUGAUGGUUCCUGACUGAAAACUGAUUAAAGGGUCAUAACACCUCAAUAAACAAGAAGUACACAUCCUCUAUUUGGGUACAACACCUUUGAACUUACAUGCAUCCUUCACUUGUAUCAUAUGAUGCACUCUUCUUUUCAUCCCCUGGUGAUUUGUUUGCAUUGUGUGCUGGUUAGCAUGUGUAAAUGUUUAACGUGUGCUUAAAUGACGGUCAUGUUGUCGUGUCCUGCGUGUAAGAGACCAUAAAAGUAUGAAUGCACUCAGAAUAGAAGAGUAGCUGCAAAGUGUUGAUCUUAUGUGUUGAAUGAGUUGUUGCCUUUUCCUGAUGCACCCUUUGUUUUUUUUCUCCAUGUCGUCAUCGAUGAGCCCGCUGUGAGCGGGACUUGGUCUAUGCAUUCUCUCAUACCUGUUUUUGUAAAACAAAAAGCUAAUAAAAUGGAAAGAGUGCAAGUGUU
Labrus bergylta (ballan wrasse) is the source of this 3856-nucleotide messenger RNA. RefSeq names its product solute carrier family 25 member 36-A. Gene Ontology annotation, biological process: pyrimidine nucleotide import into mitochondrion. Gene Ontology annotation, cellular component: mitochondrion. Lineage: Eukaryota; Metazoa; Chordata; Actinopteri; Labriformes; Labridae. Gene Ontology annotation, molecular function: pyrimidine nucleotide transmembrane transporter activity. The record is from RefSeq and is a predicted model, not a curated record.